CACGUCGCGCCAGGCACUAAUACGUAACGUAGUCGCGCACCCAGCACGCCCAGCUAGCUACCUAUCAUCUUAGCUAUAUCGACGCCGACGCUGACAAAAGCGCCGGCCGGCAGGCGGCAGCCAUGCUGCAACGCGGCGUCGUCAGCCACGCCUCUGCUGCGAACCAGCAGCUGCGGGCGCAGGCCGCGGAGCUGGAGCGGCAGUUCGACGUGUACAAGCUGCGGCUCGCCGAGAAGAGGAGGGACGCCGCCGCUGCCGCCGCCGCCGCCCUGGUGGUGGUGGAUCAUGAUCCUCCUAACAUCGGCGUCGAAGACGGCAGCGACGGCAGGGGCGCUGAGAAGGAGGACGAUGAGGUGGGGAGGGGUCGGAGGUACGACGCGUACGUGCGGAGGAGGGACGAGAAGCUGCGGCAGGGCUGGCUGGCGCGCAUGGAGCGCAAGGAGGCCGAGGUCAAGGCGCUCUGGGCGCGACUCGACCAACCCCGCCGCCCGCUGCACUCCGCGGACCUCACCGCCCCCGCGGCCAGAGAGGUAAAGCCCCGGAACACUGACAAACCGAUCUCCCCUGCCCGGCCAAGAUGCACCCCGUCCCCGGCAAUGAAGCUCCCACGUCUCAAGAGCACCACGACGCCAUCCUCUUCACCGGCGGCGGCGGCGGCCAGCCCGAGGCUAUCAUCCAGCCGGCGAGUCGCGCCGCACCCGGAGCCACAGCCACCCGCCACGCCCCGGAAGGAGAACAGGAUGUCACCGCCGUCCACCACGACGACGCCGAGGCAGCAACUCAAGACCCUCUCGCGGACCCGGAGCUCCUUCGUCAAGGACGGCAAGGAAGAACGCGGCGGCGGCAGCGGCAGCAGAGGCUCCUCCUACGCCGUAGCAGGCAGGGAGAGCCCGCGGCCGCCACGUGUCCAGCCCCCGCGGGCCAGCUACGACGGCGGCAGGAAACAGGCCGCUGCUCCCGAGCCGCUCCGCCUGAGGAGAUCACGUGCCUCGUCGCCGUUGGUGGCUCCCCGACAGGAGCAAGUCGAUUUCUUCGCCAGACUUCAGGAAAACAACGCCCGCAACAAGGACGCUGAAAAAGCGAAGAACACGGGUGCAGACGGCAAUGGUGGCAACGAUGAGAUGGCGAAACCUGAUGAUACGCCGCCCGGCGAUGCCGCGGCGAUCACCGGCGACUCCGACACGGAGCCGAGCUACGUGUACGUCAAGAAAGACGGCCAAGCGAAGGGCUUUUGCGCAGACCUCGGCGAGACCUUCGAGGACACCAUGGCAUCAUCAUCACCAUCAUCAUCUGAGGCGGAGACUGACAAGACCGUCAAAGAAGAAAGCCCGGCGAUUAACGGCGGCGGAGAAGCAGGGUCGUCGUCCCGGGGGGAGAGCUCCUCGGAGUCGCUGUACUCGAACGUGCAGUCGUCCUUCUCCCACGGGUCGGAGCUCGCCGCCGACUCGCCGCUCCGGGCUCUGUCCACCGAGCAGCUGCUGGAGGCCGACGCCGCGAUGCUAAGGAAGAAACGGCACGACGAGGAAGACGACGAAGCCGAGCAGAGCAUAGUGAUCCUGCCGACCACCGGGAAGAGCGGCGGCGUUCCUGUCGUCGCCGGGACUCAAUCGCCGAUGGUGGACGCGGUGGCAGGGGGGAUCAAGAGGUUCCUCACCUUCGGCAAGAAGAACGCCCCCGCCCCCGCCCCCGCCGUUGUCAUCGUCGAGCGGGCGCCGCCUCCGGCAGGGGAUGAUGACAUUGUAAACCAAGGAUGGGAUUCAGCUGAUUCGAUUAAGCCGGAGAUCAGCUGCUCGUACGCCGUCUCCGACGAUGAUCUGGACAAGAGCUACGUCAUCUCUCCGCAUGGCGCAGUUCGGUCCCUCCAAAGCUUCCCGCCCUCGUCUCCUACGAGACCGGAGCUGAAGGAGACGACGACGCCGCCACCGGCUGCGAGAUCACCGAAAGUGCAUCGGUCCUUUUUCUCGUUCUCGACCUUCAAGAACAGAGGGAACUGAUGGUGAUGGAAGCCGGACAUCGGUGCGAAAUUGCUGCCAUGUAAAAUUCAGCUGGUUACAUUUUACAGUAUUAAUUCUGGGUCCUUUGUGUUGUCGAUCCAUCUGGAUAAGUUGAUGGAUUUCCGGUGUACAUGUUACCGAUGUUAAUGAAUCUAUACCUCAGAUCAUGAUUGGGUAUAAAUAGUACUCCCAUUUGUCCUAGAACACAUGA
This is a messenger RNA of Brachypodium distachyon (stiff brome), 2205 nucleotides long. Its product is annotated as translation initiation factor IF-2. The coding region runs from base 123 to 1994 and encodes 623 amino acids. The record is from RefSeq and is a predicted model, not a curated record. NCBI's taxonomy places the organism in Eukaryota, Viridiplantae, Streptophyta, Magnoliopsida, Poales, Poaceae. The transcript is spliced from 4 exons.